This is a messenger RNA of Fraxinus pennsylvanica, 441 nucleotides long. The record is from the annotation of a GenBank genome assembly. NCBI's taxonomy places the organism in Eukaryota, Viridiplantae, Streptophyta, Magnoliopsida, Lamiales, Oleaceae.
AUGAGACUCCAAUUGGCUACUCUAGUGUCAAGCCAAUGGCGUACACCACCUAACACCCUAGCCGAAUACACCAUCAACCAAGUCAAUUACUUGGACUUCUUUGAUAUUUCCUUUGUUGACGGAUUUAACGUGCCAAUGGAUUUUAGUCCCACCGGUAGUUGUGCCAGCAGAAUUCGUUGCACCGCCGACAUCAGUGGCCAGUGUCCAAAUGAGUUAAAGGCACCCGACGACUAUAACAACACAUGCAAGGCAUUCAAGACGGACAAAUACUAUUGCAACUCUGGCAACUUUGGCCCUACAAACUAUUCUAAGUUUUUCAAGGAAAGGUGCCCCGAUGUAUAUAGCUACACUAACGACGAUGAGACUAGCACGUUUACUUGUCCCCGAGGAACUAAUUAUCGAGUGGUCUUUUGUCCCGAAGCAACAACAUUUUCACCUUAA